Molecule: messenger RNA, 513 nt
Organism: Exophiala xenobiotica
Lineage: Eukaryota; Fungi; Ascomycota; Eurotiomycetes; Chaetothyriales; Herpotrichiellaceae
Exons: 2
Coding region: 1-513 (170 amino acids)
Source: RefSeq, a predicted model, not a curated record
AUGUUUGACACAUCCAAACCUCAUCCAUUGCUGGCCCAGGUGCCCUUGACUGUAUCACCCUUCCUGUCGCUGCCUACCGCAGUCACCCUGCCCUAUACAUACCGUUCCGUGCCCGCGUCACUCCCUCCUUCCAUCGUAGCCGAAAAUGGUGAAGGAAAACCUAAAUAUGUCAUAUCGUCCUCUGGUCACUCCGCUCACCCAGAAGAUAUCAUAAAUUCGUGCAAAGCCCUGCAAGAUCAUCUUCGAAAAAGCGCCGAAGCAGCGGAAAAGGCCAUAAGAGACUGGGAACAGGACAUCAAAGAGCGCGAUCUCGCAGAGAAGCGAAGAGUUGCACCUGGCUGGUUAGAUCGGACAGAAAAAAUACUCGAGCCCACCAAAGCCCAGUCCAAGCCGGACAACGAUCAAGGGCUACUUGACGGCCAACCUGUGAAUCCCAUCUCUGCACCAGCCAUGUCACCCAACCGAGAAGGCGAAGAACUUGAUCGAGCAUUUGGCGGUCUUGGUGUGAAGUGA